Toxotes jaculatrix (banded archerfish) is the source of this 4121-nucleotide messenger RNA. It is a transcript of the gene tmcc3, whose product is annotated as transmembrane and coiled-coil domain family 3. The transcript has 5 exons. The coding region runs from base 265 to 1653 and encodes 462 amino acids. The record is from RefSeq and is a predicted model, not a curated record. NCBI's taxonomy places the organism in Eukaryota, Metazoa, Chordata, Actinopteri, Toxotidae. Gene Ontology annotation, cellular component: endomembrane system.
CCGAGGCGGGCUGGCUUGGGGAGCGAACCGCACUGUUGGCUUCGUCCGUCGGUUUCCAGCAGCGGCGCCAGCUGCAGCGGCGAGUGGGAGCCGUGAUGGCAUGUGUAGCACCGACGAUGUUAACGGACAACGGCCAACUUUACACCUGAGGAGCGAAACAGAACGGGAGACCCAGCCGGAGUCCCGAGAUUAUGUCCGGAGCUUGUUGUGCUGUGGAGAAAAGUUUAUCAGAAGUAGGGAUACAGUCACACCAGCGGCGGUAAUAUGGCGGAGCGCAGCGAUGCCAACACCCUCAGCAUCCCGGUGCCCAUUCGUCGAGGCGGCUCUGAGUCCAACCUGGAUGUGGUGGACAGCGUCGGACAUGACGGGGUGGGACUGGAUUUCACCAAGGGAGCGCUGGGUAUCGACAGCCUGCAGCAGAAGAUCCUGAAGGUGACGGAGCAGAUUAAGGUGGAGCAGGCGGCUCGGGACCAGAAUGUGGCUGAGUACCUGAAGCUGGUGAACAGCGCCGACAAGCAGCAGGUGUCGCGCAUCCGCCAGGUGUUUGAGAAGAAGAACCAAAAGUCGGCACACACCAUCACCCGGCUGCAGAAGAAGCUAGAGCAGUACCACCGACGCAUGAAGGAAAGCGAGACCAACGGCAAGCACAGCCACAAGGAUGGCAGCAGCAAGGAGUCUGGGACUCACAGUAAGGAGGGCAGCCUGCGGGACGUCAGCUCCUCAGGACGACACCCAGCACUGGAUAAAGUGAAGACGAUCGGGCCCGGCGUGUCGCUCUCACCACCAUUCUUCUUCAACAAGUCGCGGGAGUUUGCCAAUCUCAUCAGGAACAAGUUUGGCAGCGCCGACAACAUUGCCCACCUCAAGAGCUCCAUGGAAACGGGGUCGGGGCUCCAGGUGGAGGGCGGGGCGAGGGGUCUGAGCGGCAGUGCCACCACAGUAGCUAAGGCGACCAAGUACCAGAGCGACGAUGAGUGCUCCACCGGGACGUCUGCUUCAGCUGACUCUAACGGGAACCCAGCGGGGGGCUCCGGAGCAGGGUCUGGGGGUCCUGGGAGGUCGGACUCCAACGGGCGUCUUGGGGAGGUGCUGGACAUGGUGCGGGAGAUCAGGGAGGCUCAGGGACAGCUGGCCGAGGACAUGGAGGCCAUGAAUGCACAGUUCAAACGAGACUACAGCUACUUCACGCAGAUGAUGCAGGAGGAAAGAUACAGGUAUGAGCGGUUGGAGGACCAGUUAAAUGACCUGACAGAGCUCCACCAGCACGAGACCAGUAAUCUGAAGCAGGAGCUGGCCAGUAUUGAGGAGAAGGUGGCUUAUCAGGCCUACGAGAGGGCGAGGGACAUACAGGAGGUCCUGGAGUCGUGUCAGACUCGUGUGUCAAAGCUCGAGCUCCAGCAGCAGCAGCAACAAACGGUUCAGCUGGAAAACACCGACGCCAAAGUGCUGCUGGGCAAGUGCAUCAACAUCAUGCUUGCGAUCGUCACCGUGAUCCUGGUGUGCGUUUCCACGGUGGCGAAGUUCACCGCCCCGCUGCUGCGCAGCCGCCUCCACCUGGCGCUCACCUGCGUGGGCGUGUCUUUGUUAGCGCUGCUGUGGAAGAACUGGGAACAUUUGCAGUGCGCUUUGGAACGAUUGCUCCUCCCGCACUGAUGUAGGAGGACAAAUGAGACCGGAAAACCUUGUCCAAAUCCUGGGUCCAGGUCUCCAGGAGGUGUGUUGUCAUGGCAACACAAAAACUGGGGAGGAGUUUACAUGUAGCCUUACACCAGCCCGAGCUGCACAGCCAUUUUGGGCUCCAUGGUGACUUGAUUUAUGGCUUCGUGCUUUGCAUGUCUAAAUGGGGUCCUCACAGAUCCGCAGUAAGUCCAAACCAACAACACACAGAUGUAAGCUGAUAUAAGUUAUAACAACGGAACAGAAGUGUGAUAAAGCUCGACAACGAAUGCUGACUGUGCAAACAUAUGAACAUGGCACAGAGCUGCCAUAACCGUGAAUCACUACACUCAGAACUAUCAGACAGAAACACAGGGAAUCAGCUGGAAUCGAUCAGAUUGGAGCCAUAUUAUCGGCUCCUCUGGUUAUCAGGAGAUUCUGGAUCAUACCAACAGACACACACACACUGAAGGCUAAAUAUAUACAGGUGGGCUUUUAUUGCAGCGGGGAAAUGCAGUGAUUAUUUCCCAUCCUUACAGGGAAGUGCACCUGUUAAAGCACCACCUCACACCUCUUAAACAAACGCUCACAGGCUGUAUGUGUAUGCCAGUCGAUCAGUUUUGAACCUGCACAGUAUGCCUCCUUGUACACCAGCCAGCUGUCACAAACACAAAGACACAUCCACCUGAAGGUGCAUUUGUGCUGUGUGUCUGUACAACACUCUGCUGUAUUUAUGUGAUGUUUUUUUCUUGUCGGUGUCUCGUUCACAAAAAAACAACUUUGAAGCCUGGGUUACUUGUCGUUUUAAACUGUGGUUGUGUUUGUGUCUGUCUGAGCGUGUCAGUCUGUGUGUUCAUGUAUUGUACGCCUACUUGUGUGUGUGUGUGUGUGUGUGUAAAAAUGCUGUUUUUUAAAGGAAUAGUUCCACAUUUUGGGAAAUACUCUUGGGUAGAUUGAUACUACUCUCAUUUCUGAACCCGAAAUAUGAAGCUAGAUUUUUAGAUUAGUCUCAAAAUAUGUCAUUGUACCUGAGUGUAGUGACAAUAGAGUGUAAAAACAUCAUUUUAUUUCUUGGAUAGAAGCAGUAAUGUCAAGGUGUCAUUUUUAUACCUCUGAAUAUUCAGAUUUUAAUUCUCAGCAAGAAAUAUAGAAGCGUAUUUCCCAAAAUGUCAAACCAUUCCCUCAGAGGAAAGCUUGAACUGCCUCCUGUUUCCUUCAUGUGACAUCUGUUUUAUGUUGUUUUGGUAAUAGUUGCUUCUCAAAACAAUUUGAGGAAAUAAAAGACACUUAGUCCAUAAACUUGCUUUACUCAGUUCCAAAGACUGCAGCUUAAACAUCAACCAUCUAGCACGUAAACUGUGAGGAAGGCCUACCUGAGACCUGCUUUCAAUGCACAAAGCAGUGCUGACUCUUAAUAGAAGAGAAGCAGAGACCGUAUGUGACGAUAGAAAAAGCUCUGGAUGCCAGCAUGUUCGACUUUAUUGAAUUGCCUUUUUACGAGGUUGAGCAGAACAAAUUAGCUUCUGUGUGAAGCCUUUGUUGUUGUGCUGCAUUCAUGUCCAGUGGGAAUAACAACCGCGCUGCUCUGACGGUUCAAAGUCGGCGACUUGAAAGGAUUCCCACCUGUUGAAAUUUGUUUUAAGCCGCGAGUGAUUCCUGCCGCACAAUUUAAUAGCUCGUAAUAAUUCCUCUCAGCCUCCUCACACUUGACUCGCUCGCUCAGCUGGUAAGUGACUCAUUGGAGAUGAAACGAGCACCGAAAGUCCUGCCAUCGUAUUUUAAGAUUUGUGAACUGUAAUGACUUGGAGAAUGACGAUUGUUCAGUUUUGGGUCUUUUACUUGAAAUAAGUCAGUUUCUGUACUAAACCACCAAAAUGUAAGACAGCAGAAUUAUCUGUUCUGAAGCAGCAUGUACCUCGUAAUAUUGCCAUAAGUGGUAAUAUCAGUAUGAUAGCGACUGUUUUUCCCACGUGACAUGAACGCAGCAUCACAGACUGGACUGAGGGAACUGAACCAUGUAGCUCCAUGCUCCCUAACCCUGUAUCACUGUGAUGAUGAGGGGUUUAAGUGGGACUGAUGCCUUUUCAAUGCAGCUUAUUUCUUUUAUUGUGUAAGUCUGUAUUCUGUUUGUCCCUUUCAAAAAAGAAAAAAAGAAACAGAGAAAAAAAGCCAAAUAUGGAGAUUUUUAAGGCCCUUUAGCCUUUCUAAAUAACACUGAGAUGAUUUUUUCUUUUUGUUUUCUUACCAUUAGUCAUUGAUGUUUUUUUUCCCCCCACAUUUGCCCAAACACUAUUUCUGACUGCUCUUCAGGAGCCACAUGCACCUUCUCUGCAAAGCUGUAUUUGUAAGUCCAGUGUAUAUUUUCAAUUUUCUGUCUCUUCCAUGUGCAUUAGGUUCUAGUUAUGAGUUUUCCAUAACAUCAUUUUUUUUUCAGAUGAGAGAAAUAAAUCUUUGUUUUUCUAAGA